This is a messenger RNA of Dothidotthia symphoricarpi CBS 119687, 876 nucleotides long. RefSeq lists its product as uncharacterized. The transcript has 3 exons. The record is from RefSeq and is a predicted model, not a curated record. NCBI's taxonomy places the organism in Eukaryota, Fungi, Ascomycota, Dothideomycetes, Pleosporales, Dothidotthiaceae. Bases 190 to 549 code for a protein of 119 amino acids.
GGCCUGCAAAAUAACAUCAAGGAGCACAAAGGGGCGAGAAAAUAGCUGAUCGCAGGAUUUCAAUAAAAUAAUCUUAUCAGAUCGAUUCCAUCAUCUAGCGCAGCAUCAUCGGCUCAUCUUUUCUUUUCCCCGACGAGUUUGAGAACUCCAGCCAACGCGCAUCCGAUCGCCCCACACAGCAACACGAACAUGUCGGAAGCAAUAGAGACCCAGGCGCCCACAGCGUCGGCAGCAAGCGCCGUAAAGGGCAUGAAAAAGAACGGCAAGCAAUGGCACGACAACAAGAGCGCCUUCCGGCCUCGCGCAAAUCAGUCUUCUUUUGAAAAACGUACAGCAGAACGGACAGCGCUCAUGGCUGUCAAGGCCAAGGAGAAAGAAUUGAAGGAUGUGAAGGUGGCUGUGAAACAGGCUCAAGUAGACCGCAUCCGCACGAAGCGCGCAGCGAAGGAGGAGCGAGAGCGGUUCGCAAAGAUGGAGGAGAAGAUGCACAAGAAGCGCGUCGAGCGCCUGAAGAGGAGAGAGAAGCGAAACAAGAUGUUGAAGUCUUGAGCAAUAUCUGUUGUGCGCGAACAGGUUUUAUGAGGGCAAUUAGGAUUCAUUCCUAGAACUGGGAUCGCCAUUUCGGGAAGAGGUCAUGCGGUUGGAAUGGCUACCGUGCGCAGGACAAACACCCGAUCAUUCACAUAGGUACGACCUGAAGAUUCUAGACUUAAGGUGGCAGACGGCGUUCAGUUCGGGUUGAGGGCGACAGGCGUUGAGAGAACUUUUGCAUCUAUGCAGCAUCAAGAUACCACAACCUACGCAUAUCAAGCAGCAAUAGCAAGUUUGCUGCUGUUCUGUUGUCCUGUUCUCACUAUUAUAAGAUCCUUUCUCGUG